AUGCUAUCCAAGGAGAAGCUCCGUCUGAGCCGGCCCUUCAACCAGAACCUGGUUGUCGGCGCCAUGCUCUUCUGCUUGCCCGGCAUGUAUUCAGCCAUCACGGGCCUGGGAGCCGGUGGAGGGAAGCCGUCGUCUCUCGAGGUCGCCAACAACGUCAACGCCAUCAUCUACAUUUUCUUGGCCUUUGGUUCGCUGGUCGUGGGCUUCGUCCUGCACAAGCUCACGCCGCGCAUCUGCCUCAUCAUCGGCGCCGUCGGCUAUCCCUUUUAUAUCGGUGGCCUGUGGUACUACGACCGCUCCGGCAACAGCUGGCUGGUCUACGUUUCUGGGGUGGUGAGCGGCAUCUCGGGAGCCUUCCUGUGGACGACUGGAGCGUAUAUUGAGUUCUGCUACCCGGAGGAGAAGCACAAGGCCAUGUAUAUUUCCAUCCAAUGGGCCCUUCGCUCAGUCGGCGCCACAGUCGGCGCCUCGAUCGCCUUCGGGUCCAACUUUGAAGCCACCGCGGCAGUAGGAGUUUCGACCGGGGUCUACAUCGCCUUCAUCCUCAUCCAAUCAGCCGCCAUCCUCAUCGCCGCUCUCCUGAUCGUGCAUCCCUCCAAAGUCGUCCGCGACGACGGCUCCCACAUCGCCAUCUUCCCCAAGAAGUCGCUCGUCGCCGAACUGAAAGGCAUGGCCGUCGCCGCCGUCGAUCCCCGCUACCUCAUCCUGGCCAUCCCCAUGUUCUGCUGCGAGAUGGCCCUCGGCUUGCUGAGCUCCGUCAACUCCCGCGCCUUUAACCUGCGGACGCGUGCGCUCAACAACCUGAUGUUUAACGUUAUUCAGAUGUUCGUUCCGCCACUGCUGACCAAGGUCCUGGACAGCAAGCGCAUUGCCUCGCGCCGUCAGCGUGGCUUUCUAGGCAUUGCGAUUACCGGAACCAUCGCGUGCGGUGGUGCGGCGGGCCUGGUGGGGUGGGUUGAGAAGAAUGGCUUUGACGAUUCCUCGGCGCCUCGCGCGUGGGACUGGACGGACCAUACGAUCUGGGUGCCGAUGCUGAUUAUCUACUGGUGCUUCGGGACGACGUACGCCGGCUACCAAAUGGUGACCGAGUACACCCUCUCGUCCACAACCAACGACCCCGACAAGCUCUCCAAAGUCGCCGGCCUCUUCAAGUUCUACUCCUCCCUGGGCAUGUUCCUCUCCUUCAUUCUUGGCGGGCAGGGCGUGGUGUUCCGCGGCCAAAGCACGUUGCAGCUGAUCCUGUACUUCCUGGGAAGUAUCGCCAUCGUCUACAUUCUGUGGCGGAAGAUUCUGGAGACCAACUACUUCACGGAGAGCAAUGUUAUCGUGCCGCACGAUGUGGAAGAGAAGAUGCGCGUCGAAGGCAAGAUCGACGACGAGGUCUUGAGGUCCGAGGAGGAGAAGGAGCGGUUGGCGGCGGCACAGGCGCAAAGCAAGGCGGCGGCGGGUGGGAAGGGGGUGGAUGUUGAGGGGGUGCGGGAGGUGAGUUAG
Messenger RNA from Cyphellophora europaea CBS 101466, 1491 nucleotides. RefSeq lists its product as uncharacterized. Gene Ontology annotation, biological process: transmembrane transport. The coding region runs from base 1 to 1491 and encodes 496 amino acids. The transcript is spliced from 3 exons. Lineage: Eukaryota; Fungi; Ascomycota; Eurotiomycetes; Chaetothyriales; Cyphellophoraceae. Gene Ontology annotation, molecular function: transmembrane transporter activity. The record is from RefSeq and is a predicted model, not a curated record.